Symbiodinium natans is the source of this 1965-nucleotide messenger RNA. The record is from the annotation of a GenBank genome assembly. Lineage: Eukaryota; Dinophyceae; Suessiales; Symbiodiniaceae.
AUGAGCUUUGUGGGGUUGGACGAGAAUGGGGCCACCUCCAUCCGGGCAGCGAUGAAGCUUCGGAUCCCGCGGAUCAACGAGGUGUCACAUUUCCGGGAGGCCCGGAGGCUUCUGCAGGAGCUCGGAGGCUGCGAGGCGCUCCGCGAGGAGCUCGUGAAUGCAGGCUUCGUGGAUGGUGACUCAGGAGAGCUGACCAGCGGGCAGAGCCCCUUCAACGUCUUCGUCCGUGUUGCAAAAGGGCUGCUGAAGCAAGCAAAUAUGGAACCAGAACAGGAGGCCCUGGGAAGGUUUCAGUCGAAGUUCACUAUUUGCUGCAAUCGGGCUGAGAAUGACUUGCACUGGGAUUCUGACGACCCCCAGUGGGUCAAACGGGCUUCGAUGUCCAGGCGACACAGAUUUCUCACAACAAAGGACUUGCACUGGCAGUGGUUCAACCCUCUCGUGUUCGGAAUGGUGUCCGAAAUUGGUGAAGGCUGUGACGUUCGCCAAGCACUUGAGGAAUUGGAAGAGAUGAAGUCUGCCGCGCUUACCUAUGCUAAGAAUAGCCCGGGCUGGCCCAAAGAUCCGACAGACAUUGGUCUGUAUGUGAACAUCUUCGGCCACAAUAAUGUCAAUUCGCUUUUCAUCCACAUUCUUGACCUGACUGUCACUGGACCAAGCUUUGCUGCGCAGACCUACAAAAAUUGUCCCUUGGAUGCUGUGCUCAAAGUUCUUCAAGAGGAAGCCCAGGACACCAAGAUGCCACGAAUCAUAAGCACCGCGGGUGAACGCAAAGCCCGUUCCAGCCUCUUCGAACUAAGCGGCGGAUUUCGGGGAACUGGUGGCGCUACAAGCUUGAAGGAAGAGCUGGUGGAACGUGUCCCAGUGCUCUGCGAUGCUGGCAGCUUCCGUGAAGUUCGGCGUAUCUUUCGCGAGGACUAUGGGGGCUGCAAGGCUCUAAAGCCUGAGCUCGCAAAUGCCGGCUUUAUCGAUGUCUCUACAGGCUUACUGACUACUGGAACGAAGCCUUUCAACCUCUUUGCGCGCAUAGCCGCCGGGGAAAUGGAGCAGCCAGGCAUGAUGGAGGAGCAAGUUGCGCUGCAAGGCUUCUCGAGUUCCGUCUGUGUCUGCCGCAACAAGCCAGAGAAUGAUGCACACUGGGAUUCAGAUGCAGAAGAGUGGAUUGGCAAGGCUUCCAUGUCGGCGAGACAUCGGUUCCUUACUACAAAAGACUUGAGAUGGACAUAUUUCAAUGCCCUAACUUUGGGUAUGAACGAUGCAGGAGAUGCAGAUGUCGCGAGCUUGAGUGCAGCAAUUCAGCUGGUUGAAGACUUGAAGGCCGCCGCCAUGGCGUAUGUGACAGAUAUGCAGGGAUGGUCUGACAAGGUUGGGCUUUACUUCCACGUCUUUGGCCACAACUCGGUGAACUCACUCCAUUUGCAUGUCGUAGACAUGAGCUCCGUUGGGCCAACCUUUCACAAGCUGAGCUACAAAAACUGCUCUCUCAACGCUGUCCUCAAGGUGCUGCGAGAAGAACUUGCUGCUGCCAAGGCAGCGGAGUCCUCGCAGCAUCCCAAAGACUUGCUGGCAAAGGCGGCGACCAUCGAGGAGCCAGAUGUCAUCCAAGAGCUCAACGUUGGCGGCGCCGUGGUCGCUGUCUCCCUGGCAACUCUUCGCCGAGCUCCACCAAACUCUUUUCUCAGCGUGAUGGUCGAGAACCUGGACAGUCCCACGCUCGUUCGUGACAGCCGGGGCCGCAUCUUCCUGGACUUCCCACCAGCUCCUUUCAAUCAAAUUCUCAACCACCUGCGCAUGCAGCACUUGCAGCCGGACUCCGCUCAAGUCCUACAGAGUGCAGACGAGGACACGCGACUGCUGGGCAAGUCGCUGGGUUUUGCAGUGCAGCAGCCUUCAUCGAACUACUUCUUGCUUGGUGCUGCCGUGGCGGUUGCAGCUCUUUGCCUCGUCCUCUCGAAGAGGACAUGA